Tachyglossus aculeatus (Australian echidna) is the source of this 1734-nucleotide messenger RNA. It is a transcript of the gene TMEM158, whose product is annotated as transmembrane protein 158. NCBI's taxonomy places the organism in Eukaryota, Metazoa, Chordata, Mammalia, Monotremata, Tachyglossidae. Bases 29 to 901 code for a protein of 290 amino acids. The transcript is spliced from 2 exons. The record is from RefSeq and is a predicted model, not a curated record. Gene Ontology annotation, molecular function: peptide binding.
CCCUUCCCGGGCGCCGCCGGUGAGUGCCAUGCUGCUGCUGGUCCCGGCGCUGCUGGCCGCAGCCUGGCCGCUGCCCCCGGCCCGGGGCUGGCGGGGAGAAGGGCCGGACCCCCGCCCGACGACCACGACCCCCGGGGCCCCGGACCCCGACCCCUGGGACCCCCGGGACCCCCGGGACCCCCGGGACCCCUGGGACCCCCGGCGCCAGCGGCAGCAGCAGCAGCAGCAGCAGAAGACCCCCGACCCUCUGCACUGUCCCCGGUGCAACAUCAGCGUGCAGCGUCAGGUGGUGGCCGGCUCGCUGCUGGUGCGCUGGGGCCGCUCCCCGGCCCGGCCGGGCCCCCCCUGCGACCUGCUGCUCUUCUCCACCGGCGGGCACGGGCGGGCCUUCCUGUCGGCCGCCUUCCACCGGGUGGCCCCGCCGCUGCUGGUGGAGCACCUGGGGGCCGGGGGCGGGGGGCCCCCGGGGGGGCGCGGGGGGGCCCGGGGGCCCCCGGGGGGGCCGGGGGGGUCGCCGGCGGCGGCCGGGGGCCCCCAGGCCCUGCGCCUCUGCGUGGGCUGCGGCCGGGCCCAGCCGCCCCGGGACCCGCAGGCCGCCCAGCCGCUCCGCUUCUGCUGCCUGGACUUCAGCCUGGAGGCCCUCCAGGGGGAGGCGGGCUGGAGGCUCAACCGCAAGCCCGUCGAGUCCACGCUGGUGGCCUGCUUCAUGACCCUGGUCAUCAUCGUCUGGAGCGUGGCCGCGCUCAUCUGGCCCGUGCCCAUCAUCGCCGGCUUCCUGCCCAACGGCAUGGAGCAGCGCAGGACCGGCCCGGGCGCUGCCAACGCCGCCCCGGGCACUGCCACCGCCGCCGCCGCCGCCGCAGCAGCCGCCGCCGCAGCCGCAGUCACCUCUGCCAAGUAGCCCCCCCUCCUCCGCCCCCCCUGCCACCCAUCUGGGGCUGCCGCCCCUCCUCGGACGGGACUGGCACCCCCAAGUCGAGCGACCCGCCUCGGGCCCCACGGCGGGCACGUGGCCCUGGAGGGAUUCGAACCCGGGCCCCUCCGGUCCUCCCCCACCCCGGAUCCCGGCUACUAGGCCGUGCCUGCUUCUCGGUCCGUGGGUCCGUGUCUGUGUCUGUGUCUAAAAGUGGGGGUGGGUGCGGGCACAACCAUGUGUGGGAGUCUGUAGGUGUGGGUGUGAAUGGGCGGCUACGCGGGUGUGAAAGUGUAGGUGAGUGCACGAGAGGGUGGGUGGGAAUGGGUGUCUCUGUGGGUGUGGAAAGUGUGGGUGUCUGCAUGAGUGUGGGUGGGAAUGGGUGUCUCUGUGGGUGUGGAAAGUGUAGGGGAGUGCACGAGAGUAUGGGUGUCUAUGUGGGUGUGUGAAAGUGUAGGUGAUUGCACGAGUGUGGGUGUGAAUGGGUGUCUAGGUGGGUGUGGAAAGUGUAGGUGUGUGCACACGAGAGUGUGGGUGUGAAUGGGUGUCUAGGUGUGGGUGUGGAAAGUGCAGGUGUGCACACAAGAGUGUGGGUGUGAAUGGGUGUCUAUGUGUGGGUGUGGAAAGUGCAGGUGUGCGCAAGAGAGUGUGGAUGUGAAUGGGUGUCUUUGUGGGUGUGGAAAGGGCAAGUGUGCACAAGAGAGUGUGGGUGUGAAAGGGUGUCUGUGGGUGUGGGAAAGUAUGUGUGCGCACGAGAGUGUGGGUGUGAAUGGGUGUCUGCGUGUGUGGAAAGUGUAGGUGUGUGCACGAGUGUGGGUGUG